UGGAGGUAUAUAUCAAAUGGGCAGGGGGGGUGUCUUUUGUUCUGAAGAAAAGGGGGCUUGUUCCUUGAGGAACAUCCUACCAUUUUAACCAGGGGUACAAACGUGAACAGGGGGUUGGCAUUGGAGACGGGCAAUGCGAGUAGAGGGCGGACAGGGGAAAGAAGUCAGUCUCGCGCCACAGCUCACCGAAGCAACAUCACCCCAUGGCUAUUACCGCACGCGAUGCAGAACUCUACGCCUUCUGACCGACUUUAAGGGGAUCCACUGAGUCCAAACUAAUUUAUCAUUAGGAGCCCAGAAGUCAGCUUCAAAGGAUGCUUCUCUCGUGGGAACCAUAUAUUCUGGCAAUCAAAUACGUGCAUUAAUAUAGAUGUAUUUACAGUAAUCUGUCUACAACUAUCACUGUGGACGGGGGAGUGUUUCUGUUUCUUUGCCGACGUCUCAUUUUAUUUAACAAAAAUACAAUAGUCUAGGUUUAAAAUGUGCGCAUCGUUGUUGUCCUGGGUCCGCUUCAAUGUAUUUUAUUUAAAAGUAGCCGAUUAUUGAGGGACGCCGAACUGACACUUGCUCUCAAGAAGAAUAGUUGUAUUUUUAUGUCAUCACACGAUUCGCCCGGUUGGUCGAGAGGACUUAUAACAUCGAGUGAUCCUCGUCACACGACGGACUUAUUUUGCCUGUGCUGAUAGCAUUCUUUAAAUAUCUGGGCGCAUCAGCGUUUCCGUCUUUCUAUUUAAAUUCUGACUUCUCAUUUGGGAUUUAAAAGAUUUUUUUCUGAUGUAAGAAGGGACUAUGAAUCAAAUGAGUUGAACACCUCUCGUUCCCACAACUGAUUUUGAAAGAAUUCCCUGCAUUGGUACAGUAGCCUAAAGCUGCAAAGGGUUACUCAAACUGACAGAAGGACAUUUACCACUAUCAAAAUGAGGCUGAUUCCAUCAAGACUGAGCUAUCUGUUCCUCCACUUCUUUGCUUUUUGCUACUAUGCUCAGGUAACCAUUCAGUCCCCGCCUAAUUUUACACAGCAUGUGAGCGAGCAGAGUAGAGUCACGGACCGGGUGAGCCGCAGGUUAAUUCGAACCUACCAGCUUUACAGCAGAACGAGCGGCAAGCACGUGCAAGUUCUUGGAAACAAGAAAAUCAAUGCCAUGGCCGACGACGGAGAUGUGCACGCCAAACUCAUAGUGGAAACGGACACGUUUGGGAGCCGCGUCCGAAUUAAAGGCGCAGAGACCGGAUACUACAUCUGCAUGAACAAGAGAGGGAAACUGAUCGGCAAGAGAAACGGACAGGGGAAGGACUGCAUCUUCACGGAGAUCGUGCUGGAGAACAACUACACGGCGCUGCAGAACGCGCGGUACGAGGGCUGGUACAUGGCCUUCACGCGCCGCGGAAGGCCCCGGAAGGGCUCCAAGACGCGGCAGCACCAGCGCGAGGUGCACUUCAUGAAGCGGCUGCCCCGCGGCCAGCACGCCGCCGAGCACCGGCCCUUCGACUUCAUCAACUACCCCUUCAACCGGAGGACUAAACGCACCCGCUACUCCGGGGAGCACUGAGCCUCGGCGGGAGCAACCGUCAACGGCAGACGCUAACGCCGGAGCAGACGCUAACGCUAACGCCCGACUCCUCACAGACUCCUUACAUCUGACAGCCAGAGCAGAUGCUAA
Anguilla anguilla (European eel) is the source of this 1661-nucleotide messenger RNA. It is a transcript of the gene fgf8a, whose product is annotated as fibroblast growth factor 8a. Gene Ontology annotation, molecular function: type 1 fibroblast growth factor receptor binding; type 2 fibroblast growth factor receptor binding; growth factor activity. Gene Ontology annotation, biological process: embryonic heart tube development; fibroblast growth factor receptor signaling pathway; dorsal/ventral pattern formation. Gene Ontology annotation, cellular component: cytoplasm. The record is from RefSeq and is a predicted model, not a curated record. The transcript is spliced from 5 exons. Bases 918 to 1550 code for a protein of 210 amino acids. Lineage: Eukaryota; Metazoa; Chordata; Actinopteri; Anguilliformes; Anguillidae.